ACCGCAGCUUAAGCAUGUAGCCAGCUAAUGCAGCGUCGAAAACAAGCAGGACCUGUUUAUGUGUUAGCUAGCUAGCCGACAGCGAUGGCGUCGAGCUGGGGGAUAUUUUCCGUCGUUUUCUCUUUAACUAUCGUCUUUAUUUCGACAUUUUCAGAAACGCGGCAGUUGAGUACGGAAAAUGUGAUCAAUGUGACUGCAGUUAGUGAAAACAAAGAGUCAUCCUACAAUGUACAGAUAAACCUGAGUGUUGCCAUGGUGGACAACAAAACUAUGGUCAACGGAGUUCAUCUCAAGCCCUCGGAGGUGACAAGAAUGACAUGCCAGGCUUUGUUGUUAGAUGACAGUAACGUUACCCUCAGCGAUGGAGCUGGGGAGCUGGUCAGCAGUGUGAUGAGACUCAUGCUGGAUCAGUCAGAAAUGCAGAGUGAUGCAGGAGAAGAGGUGCUGCUGCUGACUUUGGGUCAGGAGAUAAUCCAGCUGGGCCAAGAAAAUGUGUGGCAGCCAGAUGUGUGGGAGAUGAAAAUGCUGUUGAACCAGAACUCUGAGGAGGUUACUCGGGUACACGACUUCUUUCCCAUGUCGCAGAGCAAGAUCUCAGCCAUGCCGAGGGAAAAUGACAUCAUCAUGACUGAUGAGUCCAUCCCUGAAAAAGCUGAGGACCAAGUCCUGCACACCACAAGUCACUACCCACUCAAACAAGCUGAAACUACCCAGGAGGAGAUCGCUGCUCCAGGGAAACUGCCUGAGACACCUCUGCGCAUGGACCCUAGCACGUUGUACGAGUCUGCACAGGACGAAACAGUUAAUCCGGACAACCUGCUGCCUGAGGUUCCGCUGAGACAGUCCCCCUCCUCUUAUAAUGUGGUGUGUCGAUGGGUGGAGGAGCUGAGAGAUAGACUCAAGCGCUUCUGCUCCGAGUCACUGCCACUCUUCUUCCUCAUUAUGUGGGUGGUAGUUGUGGGGGUUGUGGGCUCUGCCGUCAUCAUCAAGAUUCUGGACGUCUUGUUUCCCUCUUGUGAACACAAGGGAUUCUUUCACCUGAACCCAGAGACCCUGAUGCCAGUGGAGGAGGACGAAGAGAAGCAGAGUCUGGUAGAGAGCAUGGAGAUGGAGAGAGAGACAGAGGAGAAAAGCGGUGUGAGGGAAGAUUCCUACUGAUCUUUCGAUUACCUGUUUGGGGCAUUUCAGGUUGAAGGGAUGCCCGAGAGUUCUUUUUUUUUCCCCUCCAAACGUAGCACUUUAUAAAAUCAAAUUUAUUCCAUUGCAUUUCUUUAUUCGUUCAGUGUUUUGUUUCAGUGAGGCAUUAAAAGGAUUUGUUAAACAUCUCCUUGGGCCUGUCUCGUGAAGCGAGUUCAGCUUAGUGAGGGUUCCUGACUACGUUUUAGCUUCGUAGAACCAAUGUACAAAGAAAUGGAACCAUGGUUAACAACUUUCUCUGUUAAUUCAGGUUUAGAUACACUAUGAUUAAUCCCUGUGCACAUGCACACGAAAGAGUGACUGACAAACAGCUAAUCGUGGCUUAUUUUUCAAAGAAGAAAAAGAAAUCUACAUAAAUGUUUAGAAAGCUGUCUUAGCACUGCGUCCACAUGCUAAAAAAGCUGGAUUCUUCACAUGAUUGAUGCCACAAACGUCAGGAAGUAAACAAAGUAACCAGAGUGGGCCAGCUCUGUCAGUUUCCCAUUGUUUAGGCUGGGAUUGGUCCAGGAGAUGAUCCGAAAUCCAGAAUUUAAAUGUCCUUGGAGGAGGUUGGGCAUGCAGUAUAAACUGUAAUGGUGAUGUACCUUGGUGAACAGUGAUCCAGCAUCACAAGGCAUCCUGCUUUGUGAGACAGGCCCUUGAUUUCUUGUUUGUAUUAGCUGAGUGCUACUGCAUUGUGCCUAUGGACAAAUAUCUUGACAUGUAUGAUGUGAUAUAAAAUAGGAUGUGGUGUAAUUUUGA
Colossoma macropomum (tambaqui) is the source of this 1938-nucleotide messenger RNA. RefSeq names its product glycoprotein integral membrane 1 (gene ginm1). The record is from RefSeq and is a predicted model, not a curated record. Bases 85 to 1158 code for a protein of 357 amino acids. Lineage: Eukaryota; Metazoa; Chordata; Actinopteri; Characiformes; Serrasalmidae. The transcript has 8 exons.